Stegastes partitus (bicolor damselfish) is the source of this 2537-nucleotide messenger RNA. Its product is annotated as G protein-coupled receptor kinase 5-like. Gene Ontology annotation, cellular component: cytoplasm. NCBI's taxonomy places the organism in Eukaryota, Metazoa, Chordata, Actinopteri, Pomacentridae. Gene Ontology annotation, molecular function: ATP binding; G protein-coupled receptor kinase activity. The record is from RefSeq and is a predicted model, not a curated record. Bases 1 to 1764 code for a protein of 587 amino acids. Gene Ontology annotation, biological process: protein phosphorylation; regulation of signal transduction; signal transduction. The transcript has 16 exons.
AUGGAGAUUGAAAGCCUUGUGGCAAACAGUGCUCUGGUUAGAGCCAGAGAAGGUGGAGGGAGUAAAGGCAAGAGCUGGAAAUGGAGAGAGAUGCUUCGCUUCCCCCACAUUAGUCAGUGUCAAGAUCUAGCCAUGGAGAUAGAGCGAGACUACUACAGUCUGUGUGUGAAGCAGCCGAUUGGAAAGAAGCUGUUUCAGCUCUUCUGUCGCAGUCGGCCUGAUCUGCAGCCCUACAUGUCUCUGCAGGAUGCUCUGGACACUUUUGAGACAAAGUCGGAUGAGGAGAGAAAAGAUUUUGGCAUCAGCAUCAUCCAGAGAUUCCUCAUGAGGCAGUCCGGUCAGUGUGUGCCCAUUGUGUCGAAGCAUGAAGAAAGCUGCAUCCAGAGUCUGGAGGCUGACCCCUGCACUGACGUCUUUCACGCCUGCAGGGAAGACCUACAUAAACACCUCGGUGGAGAGUCCUUCAAUCAGUACCAGGACAGCAUGUUCUUUGACCGCUUUCUGCAGUGGAAGAUGUUGGAGAGGCAGCCUAUCACCAAGCAGUGCUUUAGGCAGUACAGGCUGCUGGGGAAAGGAGGGUUUGGAGAGGUGUGGGCUUGCCAGGUGCGAGCCACAGGAAUGAUGUACGCCUGCAAGAAGCUGGAGAAAACCCAUGUGAAGAAGAGGCGAGGAGAGGCCAUGGCUCUCAAUGAGAAACAGAUACUGGAAGGGCUGGACAGCCGGUUUGUGGUGAAUCUGGUGUAUGCUUAUGAGACCAAGCACGCUCUCUGUAUGGUUUUGACUAUGAUGAGUGGCGGUGACCUGAGGUUUCACAUAUAUAACAUCGGCGAGCCUGGCCUGGACAGAAAGAGAGUGCGGUUCUAUGCUGCAGAAGUCUGCUGCGGUUUAAUUCACCUCCAUAGAAUGUCAAUAUUGUACAGAGAUCUGAAACCAGAAAACAUUCUCUUGGAUGACAACGGACAUAUCCGCAUCUCUGACCUGGGUUUGGCUGUGAAGCUGUCUGAGGGGAUUCUGGUCAGAGGCAGGGUGGGAACACUGGGAUACAUGGCUCCUGAGGUGAUCAACCUUGAGCGUUACGGGAUGAGCGCAGACUGGUGGGGCCUCGGCUGUCUGAUCUACGAAAUGACUGCUGGGCAGCCUCCGUUCAGGGCCAAAGGAGAGCAUCCAAAACCCCCAGAGAUGGAGAGAAGAAUCCUGAAAGAACAGGAGGAAUAUAGUAACAAGUUUAGCCCGAAUAUGAAGGACCUCUGCUCUUUGCUGUUGAGCAAGGACCCGAAAGAGAGGCUGGGCUGCCAGGGCUCAGGUGGCAGAGAGAUUCAGUCUCACUCUUUCUUCAAGAAGAUAAACUUCCGGAUGCUGGAGGCAGGACUUGUUGAGGCUCCAUUUAAACCUGAUCCCAGACUGGUGUACUGCAGCGACGUGCAGGACAUCGAAGAGUUUUCCUCAGUGAAGGGCGUCACACUGGACCAGACAGACAGCAACUUCUACACCAAAUUCAACACAGGGAAGGUUCCCGUAAAUUGGCAAAAUGAGAUAAUAGAAACGGGCUGUUUUAGGGAGCUAAAUAUUUUUGGCCCUGUGGGAUCUCGCUCUCCAGACCUGGACUGGACCCAGGUCCCCAUAGUCCCCAAAGUCCCCAAACGCCGCCUGCUGGACCGACUUUUCCGCAGACAUCACUCUACGGAUUCAUCGGACGAAAGCAGAGAGAGCUUGGUGUCCAAUAAGAGCUACACCAGGUCAGGACUCCUCACUUCUACGCUCUGAGGACAAUCUCAGAACAGACUGCUUUAAAGACAAAAACACAGCCAUCCAGUGUAGCAGCACAGGACCUCUCGCCCUGUAAAUCAAAGCACAGCAUUUCUUUCUUUAUGUUUGUACUGUUUUCCCCCACACUCACAGUUACAUUAUAUUAGCACCAGCUUCUUCAUCCGCUCUCAGGUAAAACUGAUGUAUAAUUUUACCGUCUGUUACGCACAAAAGCAAUGCAUCAUUUUAAAAACAGAAUGUGCCAUUUUUUAUGUACUCAAAUCUUGAUGCAAAGAGGAUGGCUCUUUUAAACUGAUUUAAACAGUUGUACUGUUUUAGAUGAAACAGCUGAGCCUCAAAUAAACCAUAUUUUUUAUUGCAGUGGUUCUCAUCUAUGUUUUAUGUGGAUUUAAGUAAUUAAACAGGAAAAGCAUAAAUGACAUUAUGCUCGUUUCUUGUGACAUACUGACUACUUUACUCAGUGAGGUGUCUGAAAAACCUUCAAAUGUGACAAAACUGAUCAUAAUUCUUGUUAUGACAAAAGCCAUAACCUGUGAUAAGGAGUCGCAUGUUGGCCUUGAUUAAACUAAUCAAACAAUGAGUUGUUUAGCUGUUCAUCUGCAAAAGUUUGGAAGGAAAUGGCACAUUUUUGUUGUUACAUUGUUUCAUUCUGUUUUGUUAUUGUUGUUUUGAAAGUAAAUUAAAAAUCUUUUGGAUUAUUGGUCAAAGAAAGGAGUUUACAGACUGGUAAUGGACAUUUAUAAAUAUUUCCUGACAUUUUAUAGAAAAGA